UGAGCAGAGCAUGGUGGAGAGCAGAGCGGCAGGACGGGGUGUUGCUGCUGGGCUUUGGCCAGGACACUCAGAUGAGCCAAACACUUCGGACUGAACAUUUGACUCCUCAAAGUGAAGAUAUGUUUGAUAACUCUCACUACCCCUUCAACUGUUUCAACUACGAUGGGGACGGAUAUCCUUCUUCCAGCACUGACGAAGAGAAAAAAAUAUGUAGACCUGCUUACAGCUACAUAGCUUUGAUCGCCAUGGCCAUCCAGCAGAGCCCCGAGCAGCGGGUCACUCUGUCGGGCAUCUACGAGUUCAUCAUGAAGAGGUUCCCUUACUACCGGUCCAACCAGAGAGCCUGGCAGAACUCCAUCAGACACAACCUGUCUCUAAACAGCUGCUUCAUCAAGGUUCCUCGGACCGAGGGCAAUGAGAAGGGAAAGGGAAACUACUGGACCUUUGCUACUGGUUGUGAAUCUAUGCUUGAUCUGUUUGAAAAUGGCAACUUUCGACGUCGCCGACGCCGGAGGAACAUGAAAAUUGGUCUCCGUGAUUCUGCAGAGACCUCUUUUCACCCCAUGGAGAGCCAUAGUAAUCAGCAAGCACCCUCUGUUCGUCGUCCUGACCUCAACUCCACCCUCUGUCCUCUGAAUCCUGAGAGGCCGAGGCCCGGUUCCCAACAAAACCACCUCAUCCCUAACCCCAACCAGCAGGAAAAACCAGAGUCAGAGAUAAAGUUUAGCAUUGACUACAUCCUUUCCACUCCUGAUCCACCUAUUCCUGGGUUCAGGUCCUCUCAGGGCCCUGUACAUAUAGUGCCCACAGGGCCACCUAUUCAUGUUCUCGAGCCCCAACACCUCAACCUGCACUUCUGGACUCUUUAAAAAGACAGAAUGCAUUCCUUCGUGGGUCCAAAACUGAGAACUAAAAGGACAUCCAAAGACAAGAACACCACGGGAAUUUAUCAAACUUGAAAAUGUAGAUAAGGAAACACAGAGGUACAGUAUACUGGAUUUGAGAUGGAAAAACUGCUUCAAAACAAAGCGUCUGUACAG
Melanotaenia boesemani (Boeseman's rainbowfish) is the source of this 1040-nucleotide messenger RNA. It is a transcript of the gene foxl3, whose product is annotated as forkhead box L3. Gene Ontology annotation, biological process: cell differentiation; anatomical structure morphogenesis; regulation of transcription by RNA polymerase II. The record is from RefSeq and is a predicted model, not a curated record. Lineage: Eukaryota; Metazoa; Chordata; Actinopteri; Atheriniformes; Melanotaeniidae. The transcript has 3 exons. Gene Ontology annotation, molecular function: DNA-binding transcription factor activity, RNA polymerase II-specific; RNA polymerase II cis-regulatory region sequence-specific DNA binding. The coding region runs from base 72 to 869 and encodes 265 amino acids.